AUGCCUUCUCAUCUGAGCAAUAACCAACCGAAUAAGCUUGACACGCUCGAAUCGCAAAACCCGCCUCCUGAAAAUGCUGCCCGUUCACACCCUACACUAAAGAAGAGUAAAAAGAAGAACCAAGUCAGCCAAGAAGUCGCCGAGGUUUCUGAGCAAUAUCAUGCUUCCGGACAUCCAUCUGAUAACCAGAAUGGCACUCAGGAUCCCAGAAAUGAAAGUGAAGACCAGCGUCAUGAUGGCAGUUUUACAACGGUACGACAGAGACACAAAACUUCCAACACCCAGAUCUCAGAUCCAAUGACUGCACAGGAUGAUCGUUCAAUCUCUGACGAAAAAGCGUCUGGACAGCCAGAAGAAAGAUUCCUUCUCUCAGAUAUGGUAGAAGACGGCUACAGAAUGACCAAGACCGCUUUGAGACUUCCAAAAGUACUUUAUCCAAUCUGGAAAUGGUUUCUUCUUGGCUAUAUUAUAUGGAUGGCAAUCACAUAUCUCGUGGCUUCUGUAUAUCGCUUCGCGACAACGGCAAUGGCUCCGUUGUGUUCUAUCCCAUUUAUUGCACCUCAGAUACCAUUAUGUACAGUGCUUUCCGAACCAAAGGAUCGAUCUAUCAAUGCCUUGAAGGUUGCCACAUCCCAAGAAGUGCUUACCGUCGUUAUGGAUCAAGUCGGACAGAACUUUGGUCUAGCAAGAGACAUGAUAGGUCAUGAAUUUGCCGUUCGAGAUCUUAGAAUUCGCGUCGCGGCGAGCAGUCUUCCACGUAAACAUGAGUUCACACGGGAGCUGGAGUCACUCAUUGUAUCCACGAAACAAACAGCCAGAGACUUGUCACGCUUCACGGCUAGAUUUGGCAAGUCAAUUGAUACAAUCAAAACCCUGGAUGAUUACGCAGUAAAGGCUCUUGAGGACAUCCCCAAACGGCAGCGAAACCAACCAAACUUAGCAGGCCAAAUUAUAUCAGCGUUCAGUCCAUUCGCGGCGUUUGAACUUGCCAAAAACGCAGGCCAUAAGCAAGAGCAGGUAAAGCAUGUCUUCAUCAACACUGCAGCCCGAAUUAGCGACAAAGUCAAGUUGCUCAUCCACGACUCCUUCAAUCUCGCUCAUGACCUUGACAUCAUUCAAGGUACCCUCGACCGAAUUAAAGAGCUUUCUAUUGACGAGAUUGGCGAUUUACCUAGUAGGGACGUUUUGGGCGCGCUGUGGACUCGUCUUGCACGCGCUAAUGACUACGACCGAUAUAAAUCACACACCUCAUUGUUGACGGAGUUGACUGGAUUUUACGAGAGCUCUUCAAAUGCGGUGAAGGUGACCAUGGCAGCGCUCUAUCGUGUUGAAGCGGAGUUAGGGGAAUUUCGCGAUGAUUUUGCUAUUCCUGGGUUAAUUCUAAAGGAGUUUCCCUUUGAAGUUACCAUCGCGCUAUUGAGGAACUCUGGUAAGCGAUUGGAAGCAGGGAAGAGGAAACUCGAGCAUAUUGAGAAGGGAGGACGGCCGCAGGGAAAUGAUUUCCUUAAGGCGAGUACGACGACAGUGUCUGCGACUUAA
Endocarpon pusillum Z07020 is the source of this 1539-nucleotide messenger RNA. RefSeq lists its product as uncharacterized. Lineage: Eukaryota; Fungi; Ascomycota; Eurotiomycetes; Verrucariales; Verrucariaceae. The transcript has 2 exons. The record is from RefSeq and is a predicted model, not a curated record. The coding region runs from base 1 to 1539 and encodes 512 amino acids.